Molecule: messenger RNA, 3551 nt
Organism: Epinephelus moara (kelp grouper)
Lineage: Eukaryota; Metazoa; Chordata; Actinopteri; Perciformes; Serranidae
Product: transcription initiation factor TFIID subunit 4-like
Exons: 15
Coding region: 17-2938 (973 amino acids)
Biological process (GO): transcription initiation at RNA polymerase II promoter; DNA-templated transcription
Cellular component (GO): transcription factor TFIID complex
Molecular function (GO): DNA binding; RNA polymerase II general transcription initiation factor activity; protein heterodimerization activity
Source: RefSeq, a predicted model, not a curated record
CGGUCUAACAUCAAAGAUGGCGGGAGCCUCCGACCCACUGGAGGACAUGCUCUUCAAUGAGGUGGAUGAGAAAGCAGUUAGCGACUUAGUUGGCUCUCUGGAAUCACAGCUCGGCGACAGAAAGGCUCCCGCUGCUUCUUAUUCCGACGGGAAACGGGAGGGAGCUCCGUCGGCUGCCGGUCAGUUCUCAGGGAAAGUGCGCGAUCAAGUGGGGUCUCUGGAGCAGCCGCAACAAGGACAUCCAAAAGCGGGGUUAACCCGGGAGCCCGGCGCUAAUGAGCCCGGCAAAGCCCUCACCUCCUCUACCUCCUCUGUCGCCACCGGGGCCGUGAUCACCGCCGGAGCUAGUCUACAAACAGUUGGAGCAUCUCCUCCCACUAUCUCCCCGGUACCGGGACCCGUAACUUUGACCACUCAGCCCGCCGCUGCUAGCUUCCACCGGGCUGCCGUCCUGGGUCCGAGCGCGGCUCCCAGCACUAACAUCGCCCCCGCGGCGGAGGCUAUCAGGACCGCUUCUCCCGGAUUACAAAGUUUAAACGGCAGCGCUGGAGCUGUAAAGUUGGUGAACUCGCCCGCGGUCCCUCCACAAACCGGGGCCAGCACGGUUAUAAGUACUGUCAGUGCCGGGGGCUCCGCGAUCAUCGCCCCCAUGGCUUCACAGCCUAACUUCCCCCAGCCCUCAGUGGCGUCUCCCGCUGUAACUCUGCAGAGGCACCCCAGCCCGGUGGCCCAGAAUGGAGUGGACCCCAAGGGUGCCCAGCUGGUGACCCAGGGUGCGCCCUCUCCGUCAGCCUCCAGCCCUCAGGUCGUGAACCACAGCACCCCUCUGAUGCACACCAAGAUGUUGGUGCCCAGCCAGCCUGUCUCUGGAAACUCUGUCAUCCUGGCCAGCACCCCUCCGCCCGCUGCAGCCCAGUCCCCCAUCAGCCAGGCUGGGACCAGUACUGCUGCGGUCACCCUGAAGCCUACAGUGAACGGGGUAGCCGUGGUGAGGCCGCCGGUACCGGGUGCCCCUGUGGUGGCCACCUCCAUCCAGCAGCAGAGACCCGGGCUGGUGGCGACCUCCACCCGGGCGGCAGCUCCUCAGCAGCCGCUGGCUGUCCGGCCUCAGCAGCAGACCACCAUCCAGCUGCCCCCUGGCUUCUCUAUGCCCCCCGGUAUGGUCCUGGUGCGGACGGAGACGGGUCAGCUGGUGAUGGUGCCUCAGCAGGUUCUCGCCCAGGCUCAGGCCAAGACGCAGCAGGGACAAGCGGUGGCCAACAUCACACAGAGACCCGCCACGCCGACAGCUGGGACCACCAUCCGGGUCAGCACCGCCACCACGGCUCCUCAGACCGUCCGCCUGGCGACCCCCACUCAGACGAGAAUGGUUCAGCCUCCCUCCACCACCACCGUACAGAAGGCCAUCACAGUGGCCCCCGGCGGUGCAGCGGUGUCGGUGAAGAUGACCCCGCCUCAGAAGGCCCAGACGGUGAUUACAGCUGGGGGGACGCCUGUGGCCAAACCCGCCAGUGUCCCGUCCACCCCCCUGACCAGCACCACGCCUGCUCCGACCCCCACGCCCCCUGCCAGAGUCACCGUUGUGUCACAGGAGAUGCAGGAAAACGUGAAGAAGUGUAAGAACUUCCUCGCCACGCUCAUCAAGCUGGCAUCCCACAACUCGCCCUCCCCAGAUACCUCCAAGAAUGUGAAGGCCCUGGUGCAGGACCUGCUUGAUGCAAAGAUUGAGCCUGAGGAGUUCACCACUCGGCUGCAGGCUGAGCUGAAGUCCUCUCCACAGCCCUACCUCAUCCCCUUCCUCAAGAAAAGCCUCCCCGCUCUGCGUCAGUCUCUGCUCAACAGCCAGCAGUCUCUGGUGACCCCCAGCACCUCGGCGCCCCCACCUGUUGCCCCCGGCUCCGUCACCACCGCCACCAUCAGGCCGCGGCUGCCCAUCAGUCCGGCCGGCAGCACCGUCAGACUCAACGCACCCAUCACAAACACUCUGGCUGUGGGCAGAGCAGGAGUCCAGACGGUUCAGACUCGUACGCCUGUAGUCUUCAGUCAGACUCUCAGAACUCCAGGUACACUUGUCAGAGGACCCACAACUAUAAUUGGCAAAAGUCCUGUGAACCUGGCAGCUCAGGCCAAUCAGAGGAAGCUGAGCGACCCGGGGGGCGGGACAUUCAGAGAUGACGACGACAUCAACGACGUGGCGUCCAUGGCCGGCGUCAACCUUAACGAGGAAAAUGCCCGCAUCCUAGCAACCAGCUCGGAGCUCGUGGGCACGAAGAUCCGCUCCUGUAAAGACGAGGCCUUCCUGCCCACCGGCCUGCUGCACCGCCGCAUCCUGGACACAGCUAAGAAGCUGGGCGUGAGCGAGGUGCCUCUGGAGGUGGUGAACCUCAUCUCCCACGCCACCCAGUCCAGAUUGCGCUCCCUGCUGGAGAAGGUUUCAGCCGUCGCUCAGCACCGCACGGACGGAGGGAAGGAUGAAGAGAAUCACGAACAGACGUCAGACGUUCGCUCGCAGCUUCGUUUCUUCGAGCAGCUGGAGAGGAUGGAGAAACAGAGGAAAGACGAACAAGAGAGAGAGAUUCUGCUCAAGGCUGCCAAGAGUCGUGCCAGACAAGAGGAUCCUGAACAGGCUCGUCUGAAGCAGAAAGCUAAAGAGAUGCAGCAGCAGGAGUUGGCUCAGAUGAGACAACGAGACGCCAACCUAACGGCUCUCGCUGCCAUCGGGCCUCGCAAGAAACGCAAGCUGGACUCACCGGGAGGCUCCACGUCCGGCACAGAGGUGGCUUCAGGCUCGGGUGCAGGCUCCUCUUCGGCCGCCUCGUCCCGGCAGCAGCUUCGUCAGCGGAUCACACGAGUUAACCUCAGGGACUUCAUCUUCUGUCUGGAGCAGGACCGCUCCACCGCUCGCUCUCUAAUGCUCUACAAGGCGCUGCUGAAAUGAGGAGUCCCUCCUGGAGGAGCACUCGGCCCACUGCAGAUCACAAACUGGAUUACACUUCAACCUCCGGUCCUCAUGUCCUCAUGUCCUCAGAGGUGUUUCACACUCCCUCUGUCAGUCCCUGCAGCAUCUUUCAACCUUCACUUUGUCCUCUUUCACCUGAACCGCCACUUCUACAACUUCUCUGAAAAGUCUCAUCUUCAGCUCCUUCAGGUGUCUUCUGUCAGGCUGCACAUCACUCUCACCUCCGUGUUUGUUAAAGAGAACUCCAUUGAUUUAACGUUAAAGUCCAGGUCACAGCAGGAAGUGCAGCAGUAGAAUUAAUAUUUGGCUCUGAAUGAGUUUCUAAAUUAGGUUUUUGACACCUCUGUUGUUUCUUGUUGAGGCUGACAUGAACAUUUUUCCCCACUUGGCUGCUCGUUAUGGUUUAAAGGGUUAGUUCAGAUUUUUUAAAGUGGGGUUGUAUGGGGUACUUACCCAUAGUCAGUAUAUUACAUACAGGAGAUGUAAGUCGGCACGCUCCAGUUUAGAGAAGCAGGCUGGAGUCUGACACAGAAGCUAAAGAAUGUACUGCUGUGGAGGGGUCAGCAACAAAACAUUUAAGACGCCUAAAAAA